Owenia fusiformis is the source of this 1237-nucleotide messenger RNA. NCBI's taxonomy places the organism in Eukaryota, Metazoa, Annelida, Polychaeta, Sabellida, Oweniidae. The record is from the annotation of a GenBank genome assembly.
UCUAUUUGAAAGAAAUGAAACAUCAACAAACACCCCAGUUCUACCACAGAAAGUCCAUACAUCAACAGACACAGACGCUCUAUUCGAAAGAAAAGAAACAUCAACAAACACCCCUGUUCUACCACAGAAAGCUCAUACAUCAACAGACACAGAAGCUCUAUUCGAAAGAAAAGAAACAUCAACAAACACCCCAGUUCUACCACAGAAAGUCCAUACAUCAACAGACACAGACGCUCUAUUCGAAAGAAAAGAAACAUCAACAAACACCCCUGUUCUACCACAGAAAACUCAUACAUCAACAAACACAGAAGCUCUAUUCGAAAGAAAAGAAACAUCAACAAAUACCACCUUUCUACCACAGAAAGCUCAUACAUCAACAAACACAGAAGCUCUAUUCGAAAGAAAAGAAACAUCAACAAACACCCCAGUUCUACCACAGAAAGUCCAUACAUCAACAGACACAGACGCUCUAUUCGAAAGAAAAGAAACAUCAACAAACACCCCUGUUCUACCAAAGAAAGCUCAUGCAUCAACAGACACAAAAGCUCUAUUCGAUAGAAAAGAAACAUCAACAAACACGCCUGUACUACCACAGAAAGUCCAUACAUCAACAGACACAGAAGCUCUAUUUGAAAGAAAAGAAACAUCAACAAACACCCCUGUUCUACCAAAGAAAGCUCAUACAUCAACAGACACAAAAGCUCUAUUCGAUAGAAAAGAAACAUCAACAAACACCCCUGUUCUACCAAAGAAAGCUCAUACAUCAACAGACACAAAAGCUCUAUUCGAAAGAAAAGAAACAUCAACAAACACCCCAGUUCUACCACAGAAAGUCCAUACAUCAACAGACACAGAAGCUCUAUUUGAAAGAAAAGAAACAUCAACAAACACCCCUGUUCUACCAAAGAAAGCUCAUACAUCAACAGACACAAAAGCUCUAUUCGAAAGAAAAGAAACAUCAACAAACACGCCUGUACUACCACAGAAAGUCCAUACAUCAACAGACACAGACGCUCUAUUCGAUAGAAAAGAAACAUCAACAAACACGCCUGUUCUACCACAGAAAGCUCAUACAUCAACAGACACAGAAGCUCUAACUAAAAUGGAUCAUAAAUCGACAAAUACGGAAGUUAUACUAGUAGCAAAGAAUGAAGAAACCACCACGGAUUUACAAAAGAUUAAGCUACUAGAGGACCUUAGAAAUGAAGAAAUGAAAGUAGCUAAAGAAUUGAAACGA